Plasmopara halstedii is the source of this 183-nucleotide messenger RNA. RefSeq lists its product as uncharacterized. The record is from RefSeq and is a predicted model, not a curated record. Lineage: Eukaryota; Oomycota; Peronosporomycetes; Peronosporales; Peronosporaceae. The coding region runs from base 1 to 183 and encodes 60 amino acids. The transcript has 2 exons.
AUGUUACAAGCGGCGGAGCUAUUAAGUAUAAGUACUACACUACUUGCACUUACGUCUGUAGCUGUGCAGUGUUUGCUUCAGGAUGGUGUUAUUGGAAUUGCUUUUGCGCAAGUCUGGCGUCAAAUUCUCGAGCCAUUACCUUGGACCACGAAUAACAAAGCUAAAGCUCACUUUGUAUUUUGA